CGCUGUCGUGUGCUUUGCUUUGCGGUUCUCGUUCUUUUUGCUCGGUGCUCGUCCGUUUAUUUUUGUAUAUUUGUCGCAUAUAUUCAUUGUGUUGGCAGACGGCUAAGGAAGAAGCAGCGCAUAACGGAACUGUAGCGGUGCCAGUAACGGUACACUUGUGGGCUUUAUUAACCAAACCAAUUGAAUCAUGGCCGCCAGAGAUCGUCUGCCCAUAUUUCCAUCGCGCGGAGCACAAACGUUGAUGAAAUCGCGUCUGGCGGGCGCCACGAAAGGCCAUGGCCUACUUAAGAAGAAGGCUGACGCUUUGCAGAUGCGUUUCCGUUUGAUUCUGGGCAAGAUCAUUGAGACCAAAAUGCUAAUGGGCCAGGUAAUGAAGGAGGCGGCCUUCUCUUUGGCCGAGGUCAAGUUCACCACGGGCGACAUCAAUCAGAUCGUGCUGCAGAACGUGACCAAGGCACAGAUCAAGAUUCGCACCAAGAAGGACAAUGUCGCCGGCGUCACUCUGCCCCUGUUCGAGCCCUAUCAGGAUGGCGUCGAUACCUACGAGCUGGCCGGCUUGGCGCGCGGCGGCCAACAGUUGGCCAAGUUGAAGAAGAACUACCAGAGCGCGGUGCGUCUGCUGGUCGAGCUGGCAUCGCUGCAAACGUCCUUUGUGACGCUGGACGAUGUCAUCAAGGUGACCAACAGGCGUGUCAAUGCCAUCGAGCAUGUUAUCAUACCGCGCAUCAAUCGCACCAUUGAGUACAUCAUCAGUGAGCUGGACGAGCUGGAGCGCGAGGAGUUCUAUCGCCUGAAGAAGAUCCAGGACAAGAAGCGCGAGGCGCGCAAGAGUGCGGAUCUCAAGCGCGAGGAGCUGCGCCGCCAGGGCUACAACGUGGUCAGCAGCGAACAGGCGCAGAAUAUACUCGAAGAGGAUGGCGACGAGGACUUGCUCUUCUAAUUGAAAGAGUCGCACGCCAGC
This is a messenger RNA of Drosophila navojoa, 961 nucleotides long. It is a transcript of the gene Vha36-3, whose product is annotated as Vacuolar H[+] ATPase 36kD subunit 3. The record is from RefSeq and is a predicted model, not a curated record. Gene Ontology annotation, molecular function: proton-transporting ATPase activity, rotational mechanism. Lineage: Eukaryota; Metazoa; Arthropoda; Insecta; Diptera; Drosophilidae.